CCUUCUCCCUGCGCUGCGGCGGGCGGAGGCGGCGGAAGGAGAAGCCCAUGGAGGGGAACCGGGACGAGGCCGAGAAGUGCAUCGGGAUCGCGCGGGAGGCGCUGGAGGCCGGCAACCGCGACCGCGCCCUCCGCUUCCUCGGCAAGGCCCAGAAGCUCUACCCGACCGAGACCGCCCGAGUUUUGUUGGAAGCUAUUAUGAAGAAUGGAAGUACUGCUGGGGGAGGCGCUUACUGCCGAAAACCAGCCAGUAGCAAUGAUCAAAGUAAGCCCAAUAGCACGAAGGAGAGCAAUGCAUCUGCUGCAGGUGAAAGUGGAAAAGGCUACACCAAAGACCAAAUGGAAGGAGUAUUCAGUAUAAAGAAAUGUAAAAAUUAUUACGAAGUCCUUGGGGUGUCAAAGGAUGCAGGUGAAGAAGACCUAAAGAAAGCUUAUAGAAAACUUGCUUUGAAAUUCCACCCAGACAAAAACCAUGCACCUGGAGCAACAGAGGCUUUUAAAAAAAUCGGAAAUGCGUAUGCUGUGCUGAGUAAUCCAGAAAAACGAAAGCAGUAUGACCUUACAGGCAGUGAAGAGCAAACAUGCAAUCACCCUAGCAACGGUCGAUUCAACUUCCAUAGAGGUUGUGAGGCAGAUAUUACUCCAGAGGAUCUAUUCAACAUGUUUUUUGGAGGGGCCUUUCCAACAGGUAGUGUACAUUCAUUCUCUAAUGGUCGUGCUGGCUACAGUCAUCCUAAUCAGCAUCGUCAGAGUGGACAUGAGAGGGAGGAAGAGAGGGGUGAUGGAGGUUUCUCUAUGUUCAUUCAGCUGAUGCCUAUUAUUGUGUUGAUCCUUGUUUCCUUGUUGAGCCAGUUGAUGGUAUCUAACCCUCCUUAUGCCUUAUACCCAAGAUCAAGUACGGGGCAGACCAUAAAAAUGAAGACAGAAAACUUGGGUGUCAUUUAUUAUGUCAACAAGGACUUUAGAAAUGAAUACAAAGGAGUGUCGUUACAGAAAGUGGAGAAGAGUGUGGAAGAGGAUUAUGUGUCCAACAUUCGUAAUAACUGUUGGAAGGAAAGGCAACAAAAAACAGAUUUACUUUAUGCAGCAAAAGUAUAUCGAGAUGACCGUCUCCGAAAGAAAGCAGACUCCAUGUCCAUGGACAACUGCAAAGAACUAGAGCGGCUGACCAGUCUCUAUCGAGGAGGAUGAACUACAAUUACACACUUACAUCUUUAUGUAUGCUGUUCUCUCUCUUGUACAUUAAGAAGAGAUUUAGUUUCACCAUGAAUGCUGGAAAAGAGGGGUGGAUGUAAAACUCUACUGUGUAGCUGUUUCCAGAAACCUUAUGCUGAAAUAUCAUUUAAUGGCUUCUUUACCUACUGUGAAAUAGAGGUAACUUUAAUUGUCUAGAUUUUACUUCAAAGCUUCUGUGAAUUCUUUCAGCAGAGAGAAUAGCUCAGAAAGGAUGCUAUACUUGUAGAGACUUAGUCAUAGUGGUUCUCCUCUAACAUAUUUGCCAUGUAAAUAUCUGUGGAAAGAACACUUUGUGUAUAUACGAGUUAAAUGACUUUCUAUUUAAAAUCUCAGAAAUUUAGUUCCAUACAACAUUUUGUCUCACUGAUGGAAUAAAUAGUAUGAUUACAUCACUCCUAUUCAGAUGUCAAGUGUGUGGAGUUGAAACCAGAAUUUUUAAUAUUUUAUCUCUAACUCUAUGUAAAAUCUUCUAGGUUUACCAGCUUAGAGGAACUUGGUAUUUUUAAAUAUAAUGGCAUAUAUUCCUAAAUAUCUGUUGGGGUACAUUGAUCUGGUGUAGAGUAGCAGUUAGCUGGUGUAGUUUUUUAGCGUUUCUAAGCAAUGCUGAGAAAACUAAGAACUACACUAAUCUCUUUUCAAAGUAAAUGUUUGCAAACGCUGUACAGACCAUUAUAAGCAUUGCUUUUAGUACUUGCAACAGUUUACAGCAGCUCUACCAUUUGGUAUUCCAGUAGUAGUUAAGUCCAUACGUAUGGUUAACAUGCAUCCAUAGCUUCCUUAAUUUUCACUGGAAAGGUAGAAGAAAACAUGCAAUAGUAAAAUCUUAAAGCUAAAAAAAAAAAAGCAACCUGUUUUUUUUCCUGGGAGGCUUCCAUUUUCUUACUAUUUUUUUUAUUUCAAGCUAGGUCCCAACUCUGAUUCCUCAAUGGGCACCACAAGUGGAACAGGGAAAUAUUGCUAAGGGCAAGCUAUGUGCCUUUCAACACUUUUGCCAACUACUUAAAUGCUUUGCUCAUUUGCAGUAUGCUCCUAUGGUCAGAGCCAUAUCACUUGUCCUGGGGCGGAAGAGGGUAGGGUAUGCGUUUCUCUGGACCAGAAUGUUGCUGUACUGACUUCCUAAAAAUGAGCAAACAUAUGGUUCGGCUCCUACAUACAAGAUCAUGUAACUCGGCGGCCUGUACAUGGAAACUCUAUGUAGCCACACCUGCCGAUGCGCAGAGGUGUUUUGAAGCAGCUAAGUACAAUGUACUUAAAGUUUAUCAAAAGUGGGUUGAAAAUGU
Molecule: messenger RNA, 2515 nt
Organism: Gavia stellata (red-throated loon)
Lineage: Eukaryota; Metazoa; Chordata; Aves; Gaviiformes; Gaviidae
Gene: DNAJB14
Product: DnaJ heat shock protein family (Hsp40) member B14
Exons: 8
Coding region: 48-1190 (380 amino acids)
Biological process (GO): cellular response to misfolded protein
Cellular component (GO): endoplasmic reticulum membrane
Molecular function (GO): Hsp70 protein binding
Source: RefSeq, a predicted model, not a curated record